This is a messenger RNA of Sphaerodactylus townsendi, 2907 nucleotides long. RefSeq names its product basic proline-rich protein-like. The transcript has 13 exons. The record is from RefSeq and is a predicted model, not a curated record. The coding region runs from base 1 to 2907 and encodes 968 amino acids. Lineage: Eukaryota; Metazoa; Chordata; Lepidosauria; Squamata; Sphaerodactylidae.
AUGACUACGCUUUCGGUGCCGAAACCCGGAAUCCUCGAACUCUCCACCCUUGCCACUGGCCGCUUGGAAAGGGUCACGGUACCGGUCCGGCUGGAUCGGGCGCAUCCAGGGACCACCGCUGCACGCUUCGCCCUUCUGAUCGGCGCGAUCCAGAGACUCGCUAUUCUAGGGACACUCUCGCCCGGAUCGAACACCGCACCCGGCAGGAAGCCUCAAGAGCCCUAUGCAGAGCUUGUGAACAGGUUCCAGGAGGCUCCUCAAGAGAUUCGCAUUUGGCUGGGCUACAGUAGUCGAAUCUUUGCUGGGGCAGCAAAUUUGGUGGCGGCGGCAGCUGGCGAUGACCUGCAGCCUGUAUUCAGUACCCUCCCCAAUUUUAUUCACAUUUUGGGGAGGGAUGAAAUUCCUCCGCUGCCUUCGGCCUAUUCCUUAGCUGCACGACCCCGCGGGAUGAUUCAUAAGCUGGUGCCGAACCUGGGAAUCUCAACCUCCACUCCUGCUCACCGUCGCUUUGGGAAGGGUCAGCGAUACCGGGCGUCCGCUGGAUCGGCGCGAGAUUCAGGGACCACCGCUUUCGGAUACCGAGGGGGGAGGGUGGCCAUGACCGGCUAUUGUCGAAGUAUCGCCUCUGCUACAACAUCCUCACUGGAGUUCGUGAAAGCGGCUUCGGCUUCAUUACAGCAUCCCAAACGGGACACGCUCGGGGCCCGCUUCAAGACGUGUGAAAGCGGAAUAUAUGGCGCCUGGGACGGCAAAAACGCCACCACAGGCUGCCAGUUAUUCAUUACAGCGCUGCUGCUUUGCAGCCGCAGUCACAAGCCGCCCUUGCGCGCCGGCCUCGGGCCACUCCCCCCCCACCCCCCCCCCCCCCCACCCACCCCCCCACCCCCCCCCACCCCCCCCACACCCCCCCCCCCCCCCCCCCCCCCCCCCCCACCCCCCCCCCCCCCCCCCCCCCCCCCCCCCCACCCCCCCCCCCCCCCACCCCCCCCCCCACUCCCCCCACCCCCCCCCCCCCCCACACCCCCCCCCCCCCCCCCCCCCCCCCCCCCCCCCCCCCCCCCCCCCCCCCCCCCACCCCCCCCCCCCCCCACCCCCCCCCCCCCCCACCCCCCCCCCCCCCCACCCCCCCCCCCCCCCACCCCCCCCCCCCCCCACCCCCCCCCCCCCCCACCCCCCCCCCCCCCCACCCCCCCCCCCCCCCACCCCCCCCCCCCCCCACCCCCCCCCCCCCCCACCCCCCCCCCCCCCCACCCCCCCCCCCCCCCACCCCCCCCCCCCCCCACCCCCCCCCCCCCCCACCCCCCCCCCCCCCCACCCCCCCCCCCCCCCACCCCCCCCCCCCCCCACCCCCCCCCCCCCCCACCCCCCCCCCCCCCCACCCCCCCCCCCCCCCACCCCCCCCCCCCCCCACCCCCCCCCCCCCCCACCCCCCCCCCCCCCCACCCCCCCCCCCCCCCACCCCCCCCCCCCCCCACCCCCCCCCCCCCCCACCCCCCCCCCCCCCCACCCCCCCCCCCCCCCACCCCCCCCCCCCCCCACCCCCCCCCCCCCCCACCCCCCCCCCCCCCCACCCCCCCCCCCCCCCACCCCCCCCCCCCCCCACCCCCCCCCCCCCCCACCCCCCCCCCCCCCCACCCCCCCCCCCCCCCACCCCCCCCCCCCCCCACCCCCCCCCCCCCCCACCCCCCCCCCCCCCCACCCCCCCCCCCCCCCACCCCCCCCCCCCCCCACCCCCCCCCCCCCCCACCCCCCCCCCCCCCCACCCCCCCCCCCCCCCACCCCCCCCCCCCCCCACCCCCCCCCCCCCCCACCCCCCCCCCCCCCCACCCCCCCCCCCCCCCACCCCCCCCCCCCCCCACCCCCCCCCCCCCCCACCCCCCCCCCCCCCCACCCCCCCCCCCCCCCACCCCCCCCCCCCCCCACCCCCCCCCCCCCCCACCCCCCCCCCCCCCCACCCCCCCCCCCCCCCACCCCCCCCCCCCCCCACCCCCCCCCCCCCCCACCCCCCCCCCCCCCCACCCCCCCCCCCCCCCACCCCCCCCCCCCCCCACCCCCCCCCCCCCCCACCCCCCCCCCCCCCCACCCCCCCCCCCCCCCACCCCCCCCCCCCCCCACCCCCCCCCCCCCCCACCCCCCCCCCCCCCCACCCCCCCCCCCCCCCACCCCCCCCCCCCCCCACCCCCCCCCCCCCCCACCCCCCCCCCCCCCCACCCCCCCCCCCCCCCACCCCCCCCCCCCCCCACCCCCCCCCCCCCCCACCCCCCCCCCCCCCCACCCCCCCCCCCCCCCACCCCCCCCCCCCCCCACCCCCCCCCCCCCCCACCCCCCCCCCCCCCCACCCCCCCCCCCCCCCACCCCCUGCAUGGGGAGCGCCCCCAGUCACGUCGGCACAGCCUCCUGCGGCAGAAGGGUGCCGAUCGUUGGCUAAUGGCCAGGUCCACCAACCUCUGGCACCCGUCAAUGCUGCAGUGUGGCGUCUGUCACAGCAUUAAGAUACUGACACAAGUGUUGAACUACAAGCUUAACAAAAUCCAUGGGCUAUUACAAGGGGAGGUGGCUCGGUGGCAGAGCCUUACUUCGCAUCUAGAAGGUUCCAAGAGUCGCACCAGGGAGGAGAAAAAUCAAAACAAGGACUUUGCGCCCAAAUGGAGCAGCGGAGAUGAGAAAUCCAAAGAUACCUUCCUCAGCAGAGACUGCUUGCUGGGAGCCCUGCUCCCAGCUUGGGAGGAGGGAGGUGCGGGCACCCUAGACCUUGCCCAUGUCCACUGGUGUUUCAGAAGCUGGAGCAGACAACCCUCAUUGGCCUGCCCAAAGAGGUUGGGGUUAGGGUUGCUAACUUCCAGGUUGGACCUGGAGAUCUUUCAUGAUAGCAACCGAUCUCCAGGUGACAGCGACAAAUUCACCUGA